GUUGGGCCAGAUGGUAUGUGUCCGAUUUGCAAGGCGAACCCUCCUCCAGAUGGGGAGGUGCUCCUCUGCAAUACGUGCGCUAGUCCGUGGCACAUGGGGUGUUUGAAACAGCCUCUCUUGGAGGUGCCGAUGGCUGAUUGGCAGUGUCCCGACUGCAGUCUGCCAGCAGACUCUGCGUCGCGUCCUACCAUCCCUUUAUCGGUAUCCGGACAGGGGAAUGGGGUAUCUGAAGGUGGGCUGGUCGCUCAGAUCUUGGCCAUCCAGAACGAUCCGAGUCUCACGGAAGAGGAGAAGGCGAAGCGGCGCCAAAAGCUCAUGUGUGCUGGGAUGAAAGCUGUGGGAAAGGAUGCAGAUCCCAUGCAGGGAUCGAUUCCGUCCGAGAAGAGGAAGAGGAGGAACGUGAACGACGACGACGAUAAAGAGAAUGAUGGGGACAGGGCUGCGAAGAAAAGAAAGAACAGCGGGAACGUCGCGAAGCACGUCACGCCUCUAGGUGAGAGUAACGGUGAUGUCAACAACGCACGUACGUCUAAUGCCACAUUAGACGCUUUUGAUGAGAACUUGAAGUGCAGCUUCUGCAUCAAUUUGUGCGACCGACCAGUGACCACUCCGUGUGGUCACAAUUUCUGCCUGAAAUGUUUCGAAAAGUGGAUCUCUCAAGGCAAACGAACGUGUGUAAGGUGCAGAGCUAGCUUGGAUAGAUUUGCGAGCAAUUUUCGGAUUAACUCGGCGUUGGUAAUCGCGAUAAGGAUGGCGAAGAAGGCAGCGGAGGCAAGGGCGACGGGAGGGGGGGGAGAAGCGCGGACCGCAACGCCGAGGGUCUAUCAUAACAUAGAGAAUGCGAGUCGGCCGGACAAGGCUUUCACGACGGAGAGGGCUUGUAAACCGGGCAAGGCGAACGCUUGCAGCGGGCGAAUCUUCGUGACCUCUCCGGCAGAUCACUUCGGACCCAUAACUCCGGAGUUCGAUCCGGAAAGGAAAACGGGGGUGUUGGUAGGUGAGUCGUGGGAAGAUAGGAUGGAAUGCAGACAGUGGGGGGCGCAUUUGCCUCAUGUAGCGGGGAUAGCUGGUCAGAGCGAGGUCGGCGCGCAGUCCAUUUGCUUGUCUGGUGGGUACGUGGAUGACGAGGAUCAUGGGGAGUGGUUUUUGUACACGGGAAGUGGGGGGAGAGACUUGAGUGGAAACAAGCGCACGAACAAUGUUCAGUCUUUCGAUCAAGACUUCGCGAAGCUGAACCAGGCGUUGCUGGUGAGUUGUAGGAAGGGUCUUCCCCUUCGAGUAAUCAGGUCUCACAAGGAGAAGAGAUCUGCGUACGCGCCUAUCACCGGUGUGAGAUAUGAUGGCAUCUAUCGUAUAGAGAAGUGUUGGCGGAAGAAAGGCGAUCAGGGCACGCUGAUGUGUCGUUAUCUCGUUGUUCGUUGUGACAAUGCGCCCGCUCCUUGGCUCAGCGACGAGCAGGGAGAUCGGCCCCGUCCCUUGCCGGUGGUUCCUGAGCUCAAGGCAGCUCAGGACAUUACUCAGAGGAAGGGUCAGGCUGCUUGGGACUGGAAGGAGGAUCAGCAAGAGUGGGGUUGGGUGACCCCACCUCCACGGAGUCGCUUCGAAGGUGGUGGAGCUCGUCCCAAGAAGACGGAAGGCGCCAUCCGGAAGAAGGAGCUCAGCUUCCAUAAGAGGUUGUUGAAGGAGUUUGGGUGUGGGAUUUGCAAGAGCGUUCUCCAGUCGCCGCUGUGCACUCCGUGCGGGCACAACUUCUGUAAACCGUGUCUCGAGUACUUGUUUCUUGGUCUGGAGGAUGUACGCGUACGUGGUCGGCCUGGCGGCCGCACUUUGCGCGCUCAGCGCGUCGCCAAGCCUUGCCCCACGUGCAAAGCCGAUCUCGCUGAAUACCUUGUCAAUCCGCAAGUCAACCAUGAGAUGGAGGGCAUCAUCCGUGCGUUAUCUCGUUCUGAUGCUGAGAAACCUGAUGCUGCAGGAGAGGGGAAUGAUGACGACGAGGCAACGGAAGACAAAUCGGCGGCAGGCGAUUAUCCGGAGAUUACUCCGAGCUCCGCGGAGCUCGGUAUCAUUGACGGAUCGGUCGAACUUGAUAGGGGCGAGGAUGAUGACGUGAAGGAUUCUGAAGCCGAAGUUGGUCGUCAGGACUGGUUGGAAAAGGAAUCGGCUGAACCCACUCGUCUCAAAAGAAUGAAACGAGAGCACGAGUCUGAGAUUUCACAUUGUGUACUCGUUAAUCAGCAGUCACGUAAUGAUUGUGAUCUUGCAGUCGAGAUAACUCCCAAGGAGGACGUUGCAGCAGAGGGAAAAUUGCAAGAACAGGCAGUUCAGAGGAUCGGAUGUGGAACUUCAGCUGCAUCUGAUCCUUAUGGAGACGGCUCGUUGAAUACUGCGGUCGUUGGUCAAGCAGGUGCGGGACCAACAGAAGCAAUGGCGAGUGCCAAAGAAGCAGCUUCUCCGCUUUCUCCUCCUGAGGUUAUUACUGAGGAAGCUGUGCUUCGGGAAACGGGAGGUCAAUCGACGACAAAGCAAGAGGAUCAGCGGAGUCUUUCCGAACGUGAAGGCCUUCUCAAGCUAUUGCAGGAGUACCCAGCAUUCGAACGCGGAUUGCUGGAAGGUAUGCUUGCAGAUCAAGAAGGUGACAUCAAGACGGUGACGGCUAUGGUGCACGCCAUGAUGAAGGUGAAUACUGCCCCGCGGAAUGUAGUGCGCGGUUCUGACGCUUCUGGUUGUCCCUCUGAUCCUUCUGCAGUUGCUGGUGGAGUGCCAACGAGCUUGAGUGGACCUGCGGCUCGGCAUCUUUCUGUUCCCGAGCCGGGGGCGUGCCCACCAGUCCUUGGUCGUGCCAGGCUUAACACAGUCGAAGGGCGGGGAGGGAGGGGUAGGAAGGGCAGGAACGCGAAGAACAAUAGGUCGCUCAGCUGUGUACAUGGAGAUGAGAACUGUCCUCCUGGCGGCGUCGACGUAUUCGAUGUGGACGUGUUUGUGAAUUGUGAAGAAGACAAGGAGAACAUCUUUCGAUCAGCCAACGGUGCAUUGUCACCCAAUGGCAGGGCACCGGAUGUUCUGCAGAUGCGCGCCAGUAAUAGACGAGUCGGUGGUGUUGACAAAGGAUCGAACAUGCAGGUUCUGGACCCGCGGGAAAACAAGCGUAGAACCAGGGGUAGCCUGUUUGCAGAUGCAGAGGAGCAGAAGAAAGAGCGAAAUGCGAGGAAGAGAUCGAGAGAAUCCAAGUUUGGAAAAGAGGGAUCCGAAUCGGAAAACCCGCGGACUCCACCUGGACGGGUGUUACCCUCGCGUCUUCCGAAGGGUAGCCGGCCAGUUCAGUCGUCUCCGCUCGCCGUUCUCAACAACAUCAGGCACACCAUUGAGAUCGAUUCGGACGGCGACUUCCAAUGAGACAUCGUUGUCAACGUCCUCGUCUCUAACUUGCUCUCCAUUCUCUUCGGAGGAAUUUCCAAACAUCGGCAUUGAGAUGAAGUGAA
Messenger RNA from Chara braunii, 3479 nucleotides. The record is from the annotation of a GenBank genome assembly. NCBI's taxonomy places the organism in Eukaryota, Viridiplantae, Streptophyta, Charophyceae, Charales, Characeae.